Messenger RNA from Prorocentrum cordatum, 1114 nucleotides. The record is from the annotation of a GenBank genome assembly. NCBI's taxonomy places the organism in Eukaryota, Dinophyceae, Prorocentrales, Prorocentraceae.
GAAGUACGAGGAGUAGGCUGCGCUGGCGGAAAGAAAGGUUCAGGGUAUGACGUGGAAGGAUCAAGCCAUGACAGAGAUCAGACUGACACUGCCACCAGCCCCUAUUGCACCUGCCGUCGCGUAAAAUCGCGCCGCGCGAGGCGGGCGGCGCGGUGCUCUUCGCGCCCUCGCGCCGCCCCCCUGAAGAAGGGGGGACCGCUCGCAGCGCGCGGAUCGCGGCCAGCCUCGCUGUCCCAGGAUGGCAGUCAAGAGGACGCUCGAGUUCCCCCACAUGGCCAAGCAGGCGGGCGCCGGCAAACGGAGGCAGAGACUGGAGCACGUCGACCACCGCACCGGCUCCGGCAGCUGGCGGAGCACAGCGGCAGACAGCAGCAAGGCCUUCACGAAGGACCAGGGGGACCAGAUCACUGAGAAUCAGCGGCAGUCAAAAAAGGUAAUACGUGAUACCUGCGCGAAGGAAAGGCAAGAGCGGGUGGGUGCCUGAUGACAUCUUCGGUUGCGAACCGUUGGCUGCUCUGCCAGACCAGCGGCCAAGUCCCAUGGCGGUAGCCAUCGUCCUCCCUUCGGAUGCACUGCACCGCUGGGCAAGCGCAGCAGUCACGGCAGCGGCUGUCAGUGUACUGGCAGAAUUGGACGUGCAGGUGCGCCCGGGUGCAAGGCUGCCCUCGCCGUGCAAGCGCCCUAUCGUAUUGACACGCUGUGUCGACGCCGCCCGAUUCCUCGGCCACCUUUGUCGCGAGGAAACUGUAGGCCAGGAGCUCCGUGGGCGGCUGCCGCCAGUGGGCCUGCCGCCUGCCGCCGGGCCUCCGCCGAUUCCUCGGGCGGGGCCGCGCGGCGGGCGGGGCCCCCUCUCUGGAACGCGCCCGCUGUCGGCGGAGGAGGCGCGGGGGCGGAGGAGGGGAGGGCGAGGAGGUUGAGGAGGAGAAGGAGGAGGAAGCGCAGCCAACGAGCUCGCACGGCCGCGGCAAACUGGGCCGCCGGGGCAGCCCAGGCUGGAGCGGAAGAGCGGGCCCUGGGCAGCGCAGGAGCGGAGGAGUGGGCACGGCCCAGGGGAGGCAAUACAACCAGUGCCCCCGCAAAUCUACGUAAGGCUACAGAGCCAUCCAAGCCGCCU